This is a messenger RNA of Drosophila biarmipes, 1143 nucleotides long. RefSeq names its product trimethyllysine dioxygenase, mitochondrial (gene Tmlh). NCBI's taxonomy places the organism in Eukaryota, Metazoa, Arthropoda, Insecta, Diptera, Drosophilidae. The coding region runs from base 25 to 1119 and encodes 364 amino acids. Gene Ontology annotation, biological process: carnitine biosynthetic process. Gene Ontology annotation, cellular component: mitochondrion. Gene Ontology annotation, molecular function: iron ion binding; trimethyllysine dioxygenase activity. The transcript has 2 exons. The record is from RefSeq and is a predicted model, not a curated record.
UCGAUCGGUCGUUCUACUCCUAAAAUGCUGCUCCUAAAGCAUCCGAAUACGCUCCAAACUCUGGAGGUCAAUGAAUUUUGGCUCCGUGAUCAUUGUCGCUGCGGGGAGUGUCUAAACCUGGAUACCAAUCAGCGGCGUUACGAUAUUUUGGAUCUGCCAGCGGAUGUAAAGCCCAUAGAGGUCAAGUACGAAGGCAUACAGUUAAAAGUGCAGUGGAGUGACGACCACCAGUCCAGCUAUGACCUGGACUUCAUAUUCGAGUCCCAGCUGGAACAGUUGAUAAGCCGGCGGUCGAAGUCCACUAUUCUGACGCCCUGGAACCGCAGCAUAAUCUUGCAAAACGAGCGGCACCUGCGAUUCUCGUUGCCCAAGCUGAUUUCCAGUGAUGAGAUAGUCAAAUCCCUGGUGGAAUCUCUGGUCCGCUAUGGCAUAGUCUUCAUCGAUGACGUGGCACCCACGCCAAAUAUGACCGAGCUGGCACUGCGCACAGUUUUCCCCCUGAUGAAAACCUUCUUUGGCGAAAUGUGGACCUUCAGCGAUAAGCCCGACCAUGCUGAUACCGCUUACACCAAGCUUUACCUGGGCUCCCACACGGAUAAUACCUAUUUCUGCGAUGCAGCUGGACUCCAGGCCCUACAUUGCAUCGAGCACUCGGGUUCGGGUGGGGAGAACUUCUUUGUGGAUGGUCUGCAUGUGGUGCAGGAGCUGCAACGUCGUUUUCCCGCCGCCUAUGAUUUGCUGUGCAGGGUUGAGGUUCCUGGGGAGUAUAUAGAAAAGGGCGAGCAUCAUCGCCACUCGGCUCCUAUUAUACAAGUGGAUCCCCUGACUCAGGAAUUCGUUCAGCUCAGACUGAAUGUCUACGAUCGGGCUGUGUUCGAUACCAUUCCACAAGCAGAGAUGACCUACUUCUAUGCCAGUCUUCGUCAGCUCUUGAAAAUUGUCAGGGAUGAAGAGCAGCAGUGGAGUCUGAAGCUGUGUCCCGGCAGCAUCGUGCUGUUCGAUAACUGGAGAGUGCUCCAUGGCCGCCAUGCUUACACAGGAAGUCGCACCAUGUCGGGAUCCUAUGUGCAGCGUACCGACUUUCUCAGCAAGGCUCGCGUCUUGGGCAUUAUCGAAUAAAAAUUAUUAAUAAACAAUGAUAAA